CAGGCGGCUGUGCGAUUUUAUUUAGUUUCGGUCUAGCACGCGCUACGCGCGGUUGUUGCAGAGGUGCGCCCUCUAUUUGACAUUAGACUGAAACUCGUACAAAUAAUUCGAUGUAUCAGUGCAUUUACUUAGAGAGUAUCCAAAAUUUAUGAGAUAAAAUGUGUGCCGCAAAGUGUUUUUUUGUUGCUUUCGCCCUUUACAUAAACCUCGUUAGCUCCUGGGACAUUGCAAUCACGACGGGGGACCAAUUAGAAUUUUACACAAACAAAACAAAAACGAAGAAUGAAGGCGAACGUUUCAGAGAUCUCACAGCCUUGGCGUAUGAUGCCGUCCACAACAUGUUGUUAUUCGUCGAUAAGCAAAACGAUAACGCCUCUAUAUUUAGCUUCAACUUAGCAACCAAGAAAUACCAGCCACUGGUCGGGAAACGAUCCUAUGAAAAUAUUCAAGGGUUAGCCUUUGAUCCUAUAACUGGAAAGCUCUUCUGGACCGACACAAAUGAAAGAAGCAUAUACUGGACUUCUUUAUGGCCAAGAUCAAAGAAAGAUAUCUAUGGAAAAGUCCUAAUCAAAAUGGAUUAUGAAAUACCGAGGGAUAUUGCCGUCGAUAGUUGUAGAGGGUACAUCUACUGGACCAAUACAAAUAUUACCAAACCAACCAUUGAAAGAGCUAGAUUUGACGGCAGUGAAAGGAAAAUCAUCAUUGACACAGAUAUCCACAUGGCAGUAAGCAUUGCAGUCGAUCAGAGGACAAGCAAACUGUAUUGGGCGGACGAUAAGGAGGGUAUACAUUAUGCGAUUGAAACAUCUAAUUUAGAUGGAUCGGGUAGAAGUAAAGUUUUAGUGGGAACAUAUCACCAGCCGAACGCACUAGCCGUAUCCAAAGAUUCCAUUUACUGGGUCGACUGGGGCUUCAAAUCUGUAUGGAAAAUCGAUAAAGACGCUCCACCAUAUACGGAUCCAGAAGAAAUUAUUACUUUCAACAAUGAAGUGCCCUUCGGCAUAGUCGCCAAUUACGAUAUUGCGGAUCAAACAAAGGGGAUUGCGGAUUGCAAAAACCUAAUGGAAUACGCACAAAAUAAAUCUCAAAUCAACGAAUCUUUCACAAUUCCAACGGACGCUGGAUUGUUUUGUUUGCACGGUGUCAAGAAUGGUACCGAAUGCAAAUGUUCCUUGGGGUAUUCGGGAGAUCGGUGUGAGGUAUCCCUGUGUCAAAACUUUUGCCUUAACGGCGAGUGUAUGGUGACUUCUGAAGGACAGCCUACCUGCAGGUGCAACAAUGGUUUUUCUGGAACAAGAUGUGAGGUCAUCGAAUGUAAAGGAUUCUGUUUGAAUGGUGGUACAUGUACUGUUGAAAACACACAAAAACCCACUUGCUCGUGUAAAAGUAAUUUUGAAGGCAAUAGAUGUGAGACUAAAAAAGUGCCGAUCGUUUUAAAGGAAACUUGCAGUUGCCCAAAAGAAAACAAAUCAAGCACAAUACAACAAGACACGCUUACAGUGAGCGACGAUGUUUACGUCGACUCCUGUGCAGGCUGGGAUUACGUGCGAGAUCCGAUUCUCAUGGUGUUGGGCAUCCUUUGUGGGCUCUUGUGCUUGGUUUGCGCUUUCCUCGUUACGAAGAUUAUGCAAUUGAAGAAAAGGCCGAGGAUCAAGAAGCGUAUAAUAGUGAACAAGAACGUGACUCCGCUCACAGCUCGCCCCGACCAAUGCGAGAUCACGAUAGAAAACUGCUGCAAUAUGAAUAUUUGCGAAACUCCGUGUUUCGAACCAAAAUCUACAAUAAGGCCGAGUCUACUAAACUCAAAGCCCGGAAAGGAAGAAAAGAGAAAUCUUAUUGCCAAUAUGGAAAAUCCGGACGACAUGUACUAACGCUUGAUACUUAUAUCUGUACUUACGUACGAUUUGGUAAAAAAUCCAAAGGUUUACCUAACAUAUUGUGAUAUUCGUUAUAGGCAGAGGCGAACGUUUAUUUUAAAUUGUCGUCAAAUUGUGCUCAGGUUUAAAAAACAAUACGCGUGAAAUAAUGUUUAUAUGAAUGGUACUUUUUUACUUUGUAAUAGAUGUUAUUUUUAAGUAACUUAAAAUCUGAGUACAAGCGAACUAGAUUUUAGGUUAUCAUUGUACAAUAAGAAAGUCUAAAUGAAGUCUGUUAGUUAUUAAGUGAAAUGAGUUUUGUAGAAAUUUUCUUUUUCGACCACACCGUGCCUUUUUGUAGAGUUGUGAUUAUUUUAUUGCACACUUAUUCGUCAAAAUAAUGCUAUUUUUAGCUCUCGUUGGUUGUCAAAUGGAUUUAAAAGUUUAAUUAAAAACGAUUUUAUUGCGCAGUUUAAAUUUAGAGCUGUAAUCGUGCCAAAUUAUUAUUUUAUUAAAUUGACAUUAAUGUAUUUUUUUUAAAUCAUUGAUUAAUAUUUUGUAUGUUUUUAUUUUCAUAAUAUCAUGUUAAAAGAAAAUCGAUUUUCAAAUAAAUCGAUUGUUAUCGGUUGUAUAAAAGGCUUAUCUUUACUCUUGCCCUAUUUAGUUACUUAAGUUUGAAAACAACACGUCUUUUUAAAAGGAUUUUGUGUUCAUAUCAAUUGUGUUCUUGUAUAAACUAUGAUUUGUAUGCAAUAUGUGAGCGUGCGCGAUGGGCCCUACUAUUGUAGUGCAGCUAUUAUUAAAUUAAAUAAAAAAAGCCUUAAUAAUACAGUGAACUUUUACCUGGUUAGAAAACAAUAUGGUAUUUUUUGGUUCGAAAUUUUUGCAAUUAUUUGCUUGAAAUAUGGCAAUAAGAAACUGACAAAAUUUUGUUGCAAACCGUAAAUUAAUUUUCUAUUGGAUUUUCUUAGGAAUGCAAAAAAAUUCAAUUAACUUAACAUUAAAUUGUAGAGUAGAAUUAUUGUGAACCUAAGAUAAAAUAUCAGACGUAUGAAUGAAAAGGUAAGUCUAAAAUAUAUCGUUUUUAUCUCAUCAUAAUGAGCUUCAAUUUACGUUAACAUCCAUUCCAACGUAUACACGUUUUAUAUCAAUUCUUUAAGAAUUUAAAAGAUAUCAACCUAUUUUUUUCUGUAUUUGCUUCGCAUAUUAGUGGUUUUAUGUAUCGAGUGAUAUUUAGUAGCGGUCCAAGGCACUUACUGUUCGUUUAACUGUGCCUCUUUUUCCAAGUUAAAAAUGCACUGAAUGUUAGUCUUUUAAUAAUUAACGUUCCUAUAAGUUUAGAAACUAAAUUAUGUAACAAAUUUGUUAUUAUUUUUGGUUAUUUGGCUUUUAUAUAUCGAACCAUAGAUAACAUUUUACAUUGACAUUUGAAUAUUGCCGGUCACAAAAAAUCGAGUUUCAUGCGUAAUUUGUGAAUCUCACACUUAUUUAUGUUUAAUUUUAUCCAAAUUAAAAACGGUUGGCAAUUAUUUCUUAAGUAUUAACGAUCAAAUUAUUUAUAAAAAUCCAAAGACACUGUUAACCGCUAGAGGCACCCUACUAUUAUUUAUUAUUGGCAUAGACCAGCAUAUAGGUGGUACUUAGUUGUGUAGUUAGAAAAUUUAUAUCAUAAUAGAUUUAGCUUAGUUCGUGGAUUGAUAAUAUCCACAUGAGAAAUGUGAUAUUAUUGAGUCUUUGUAUAAGCCUCUUUUAGAUAUAAACAAAUGUUUUAUUAUAAAAAUAAAGCGCUUUGCAAAGGU
Messenger RNA from Zerene cesonia (dogface butterfly), 3655 nucleotides. RefSeq names its product protein cueball (gene cue). The transcript is spliced from 7 exons. NCBI's taxonomy places the organism in Eukaryota, Metazoa, Arthropoda, Insecta, Lepidoptera, Pieridae. The record is from RefSeq and is a predicted model, not a curated record. The coding region runs from base 159 to 1871 and encodes 570 amino acids.